This is a messenger RNA of Phalacrocorax carbo (great cormorant), 1100 nucleotides long. The record is from RefSeq and is a predicted model, not a curated record. Lineage: Eukaryota; Metazoa; Chordata; Aves; Suliformes; Phalacrocoracidae.
AUGGCUGGUACCUAUAGCUGUGCCUAUGGCCAGUACCCACAGCUGGCACCCCGAACUUGUCCUGGGUGGGGCGGGGGGGGGUGGGGGGGUGGGCGGGGCGGUGACGUCACGGGGAGGGGGCGGGGCCGUGCCCAGAGCGGGCAGCGCGGCGCGCGCUGCCAGAGCGAGCCGGUGCCGGUGCCGAUCGUCCCGCGCGGUUCAUGCAGCUGCAAGCCCCCCGGGUGCGAUGGCCAGACCGCUGCGGGAAGGGAGCCUCGCCGAGCCCCCAGCCCCCCCACUCGUGGGUCCUCCCCGCGUGGGGGGGCGGCGGGGGGGGGCGCUGGCCCCGCCCACUCCCCUCCCCGCCCCCCCCCGCCGCCACCCCCGCCUGAGCUGCGCCUGUCCCGGGGCUCGCCCCCCCCCCCGCACCCCAAACCUUCGCCUUCUAUCGCUGCGGGGGACCCCCCGCCGCCACCCACGGCGAGUUUCAGCCCACGGAGGACGGGGAACACGAGGGGCCCCCCCCAAAUUGGGGGGAGCCCGGGGGGGGCUGUCCCCAACGGGCACCUCCCCGGGGAAGCCCCCGGCCCCGAGCGGGAGCUGGGCGCCCGCCUGCGCCGCCUGGGCGACGCCUUCCAGCGCACCUACGAGCAGCAGCGGGAGCAGCGGGGCGGCGGCGGCGGCGUUUUUUGGGGUCACCUCUACCGCUUGGUCUCGCAGUUGCUGGGAGCCGUCUACAACCUGCAGGCAGCUGCCUUGCCGGCGCGGGAAGCCAACUAGCCCCCCCGCCCCCCCACCCCCGCGACCCCCCACCCGCACCCACGGACCGGGCUGGGGUGUCACCCACUCCCCCCCACCCUUCCCUGGUGCUGCAGGGGGGUGAUUCCAGCCCCACCCCCCACCCCCAAUUUCUAUUUAUUUAAUUUAUUGGGGUUUUAUUUGGGGGGGGGGGGGGGGGGUUUGGGGGGGACCCACGGGGGGUGGGGGGACACACACGUGGCAGGGGGCAGCACCCCGAGCCUCCCCAUAGGGUGCUCCUGCGGUUGUCGCCCCAGCGGGGGGCUCUGUACAUACUGUAUGUUGGCACUGUAUAUAGGGGGAGGGGCUGUACAUUAUAUAUA